This is a messenger RNA of Thamnophis elegans (Western terrestrial garter snake), 399 nucleotides long. Its product is annotated as myelin P2 protein-like. Gene Ontology annotation, cellular component: nucleus; cytosol. Gene Ontology annotation, biological process: fatty acid transport. Lineage: Eukaryota; Metazoa; Chordata; Lepidosauria; Squamata; Natricidae. The coding region runs from base 1 to 399 and encodes 132 amino acids. Gene Ontology annotation, molecular function: fatty acid binding. The transcript has 4 exons. The record is from RefSeq and is a predicted model, not a curated record.
AUGUGCAACAAAUUUGUGGGAAGCUGGAAACUCAUCUCUAGUGAAAAUUUUGAUGAUUACAUGAAAGAAUUGGGAGUGGGAUUGGCAACUAGGAAACUUGGUAACUUGGCCAAACCUAAAACCAUCAUCAGCAUGAAGGGUGAUGAGGUCACAAUCAGGACAGAAAGUACCUUUAAAAAUACACAGAUCACAUUUAGGUUGGGUCAAGAAUUUCAAGAAACCACAGCAGAUGGCAGAAAAACCAAGACUGUGGUAACCUUAGAAAAAGGAGCACUGGUUCAAGUGCAGAAAUGGAAUGGCAAGGACUCAACAAUAAAGAGGAAAUUAGUUGAUGGAAGAAUGGUGGUGGAAUGCAUCAUGAAAGGUGCCAUAUGUACAAGAGUUUAUGAGAAAAUGUAA